AUGGCGGUGGCAUCACCGCUUUUAACCUCACCACCACCAACAGUAUCUCCAUUUCUCCGACAAACCCGAAGCUACAAAAGGACCUUUAUCCGGUCGUCCUCAUCAGCAUCAUCGCCAAUGGACCUUCACCACCCGAAACGAGUCGUCGUAUGCGGCGGCGGCGUCAUCGGCGUAUGCACCGCUUACUUCUUAGCCAAAAGCGGCGCCGCCGUAACCCUCGUCGAGAAAUCCUCCGUGGCUUGCGCUGCCUCCGGAAAAGCCGGCGGCUUCCUCGCCCUCGAUUGGUGCGACAGCGGGCCCCUCAGUUCCCUGGCCCGCGCCAGCUUCAACCUCCACCGUUCGCUUGCUCAAGAACUCGACGGCCCCAAUUCUUACGGCUACCGAUCCCUCACCACUCUCAGCCUCACCGUCACUGAGUCUCAGAGCUCGAAACCCUCCGGAAAGUCCGCUUUGCCGUCUUGGGUUGAUGGGCCGGGUCGGAGUCCGAGAACCAUCGGGACCACGGAGACCACGGCCCAGGUCCAUCCUCAGCUCUUUACCCGGACCUUGAUUUCGAAGGCGGCGGAGGAUUAUGGCGUCGACGUGGUGAUUGGGAAAUUGGAGCACUUGGGAGUGGACAAUGGGCGAGUGAACUCGGUGGUUUUGGAGGGAGGACGAGUGAUUGACUCGGACGCUGUCGUUUUGGCGCUGGGGCCAUGGUGUGGGAAAUUUGAGCUGUUGUCGUCGUUGUUCAGAGUGUACGGUAUAAAGGCUCAUAGCAUUGUGUUGGAGCCUAAAGAACCUGAGGCUAUAACCCCUCAUGCGCUUUUCCUGAGUUACUAUCCGUCUCAAGGAGGAAAGCCCUUGGACCCAGAAGUGUACCCUCGCCCCACAGGUGAGGUGUAUGUGUGUGGGAUGUCCGCAGAGGCAGAGAUACCGGAUGAUCCGGAGCAAAUAGUGGGCAAUCCGGAGUCGAUAGAGGUGCUGAAAAGGGUGGCAAGCAGUGUGUCAAGCCAUUUGAGAGAAGGAGAGGCACAGGUGAAGGCAGAGCAAGCAUGUUUCCUGCCCUGUACUGAUGAUGGUGUCCCUGUGAUUGGGGAGGUACCAGGGGUUAAGGGGUGUUAUGUGGCUACUGGGCAUAAUUGUUGGGGGAUUCUGAAUGGUCCUGCCACUGGAGCUGCUGUGUCUGAGCUUGUGCUGGAUGGGAAAGCUAGCAUUGUAGAUCUCAGUCGGUUUAGUCCGGCAAGAUUUGUUGGGCUUAAGAAGGGUUAA
This is a messenger RNA of Prunus armeniaca (apricot), 1251 nucleotides long. Lineage: Eukaryota; Viridiplantae; Streptophyta; Magnoliopsida; Rosales; Rosaceae. The record is from the annotation of a GenBank genome assembly.